ACAUACUACUUGGGGAAGUAGUUUCCCUUCCCAUAUUCCUCACUUUGCUUUCUUCUUCAAAACCAAUCCUUCACCAGUCCUCAGUUAGCCCCCACACCACAAAAAACCUCCUUUUCUUGCAUAUUCAGAGAAGGGUUUGACCACAGGAGAAAAGAAUAGCUGACUUGUAUUUCCCCCAUGGACCAAGGGCACCAUCACACCUUAUUAAUCGAUGCUGAUAAUGGUACUAAUGGUGGUUUAGAAGAUUCCCCUUUUUCUAUUUCCCUCUCUAGAAUGGCCUCUUCCUCCUCAGAUUACCACCAGAUUUUUAUGAAUCGUGUAGAUGGUGAUGAGAGUGGGAUUUAUGAUGAUGAUGAUGAUGAUUUGGCGUUGGGGGAUUGUGGGUACUCGAGGCCCUUUGUGGUUCUUGAUGUGAUAUGGAACUUGGCAUUCGUGGUGGUCUCUGUUUUUAUGCUUUUGACCACCAUAGGGGAGAGGCCCUCUGCACCUCUGAGGCUGUGGAUUGGAGGGUAUGCCCUACAGUGCCUCUUGCAUGUGGGGUUUGUGUGGGUUGAGUACCAGAGGAGGAACUUUGAUGAUCUUGUUGGUCUACAAUUCCAUGGGCUCUCUCUAUUUGCUCUUGGUCACUCCAGUGUCAUGAAAAGGUUGGAGUCGAUUAAUACAGUGAUCUCAUCAAUCUGGUGGAUUUUCGGUUUCUAUUGGAUUUUCAUGGGUGGCCAGGCACUUCUGCAAGAUUCUCCCCAUCUUUACUGGUUAUCUGUGGUCUUUUUGGCAUUUGAUGUGUUCUUUGUGAUCUUUUGCAUCGCAAUGGCAUUCAUGGUCUUCGUCGCAGUAUUUUGUUGCCUUCCGAUUCUAGCAUCAGUUGCAUAUGCGAUGAAACUGGGAGAGGGUGCAUCUGAAAAUGAUAUCAGGACUCUUCCCAAGUAUAGAUACUGCCAAUCUAAUACUAUGUCAAAUUUUCCGUAUGAUUACGAGGCAUUGGAAGAGGGAGAGUCCAUGCCGAAGCUUUCUCUUAGUCCAGAGGACUCUGAGUGCUGUAUUUGCCUGAAUAGGUAUAGCGAUGGAGCCGAGCUGUGCACCCUUCCCUGCAACCACCAUUUCCACCACAGAUGCAUCUGCAAAUGGCUGCGAAUUAACGCGACGUGCCCUCUCUGCAAAUUUAAUAUUCUCAGCAGUGAAACACUGGUCUGAUCAAUGUCUAAUAUAGUGUUUAUAGGAAAUUGAGGACCCCCCUUCCUAAGAUAAAAAGGGAAUGAGGAACGUGCUAGGAUUGAUGUCUGUACUCAUUCUGCUUUGCAGGAAGGUGAAAUGUACAGAAAAAAUUUUGCAAAUUUGAUACACUCAUCCAUCCAUCCUUGCUUCCAUGGCAUUGUAUUUAUUAGAGCAGUAACUUUUAUCUCC
This is a messenger RNA of Ipomoea triloba (trilobed morning glory), 1401 nucleotides long. RefSeq names its product E3 ubiquitin-protein ligase At4g11680-like. Lineage: Eukaryota; Viridiplantae; Streptophyta; Magnoliopsida; Solanales; Convolvulaceae. The transcript is spliced from 4 exons. The record is from RefSeq and is a predicted model, not a curated record. The coding region runs from base 178 to 1191 and encodes 337 amino acids.